AUGGGAGCGCGAAAAAUGACUAAGGGCAUAUCGGCGAUUGUCGCUUUUUGUCGCUCUAAUUACGACCCAGUUGAAGGGCUUCUAACACGUGGAGCGAUGAAACCUGACGACAGGCCGUUAUGGUUCGAUGUAUACAAAACAUUUCCUUCCAUCGUGGAACCGAAGUUUGCUAGGCCUAAGCCUGAGGCAAACCUAUUAGACAAAUUCUUUACAAAGAAGACAUCACAAGAGCGAAAUUUCAUGCCGAGAGUCAUGGCAUAG
This is a messenger RNA of Parnassius apollo (apollo), 261 nucleotides long. The record is from the annotation of a GenBank genome assembly. Lineage: Eukaryota; Metazoa; Arthropoda; Insecta; Lepidoptera; Papilionidae.